This is a messenger RNA of Camellia sinensis, 1343 nucleotides long. RefSeq names its product SPX domain-containing protein 1. Gene Ontology annotation, biological process: cellular response to phosphate starvation. The record is from RefSeq and is a predicted model, not a curated record. Lineage: Eukaryota; Viridiplantae; Streptophyta; Magnoliopsida; Ericales; Theaceae.
CGCUCUCGUUCUCACCUCUCGCUCUCUCUCUCUCUCUCUCUCUCUUCUAAACAACCCUUGUCCUAUACAUACAAUACAAUACACGAAAUCUAUCUGUAUAUGUUCAUCUCUGCGACACCACGCACGAAAAGACCGAGUUUUGGAAUCCAAACGCGACGAACAUGAAAUUCUGGAAGCAUCUCUGCGAACUAAUCGAUCAAACCUUUCCUGAAUGGCGAGACAAGUUCUUGACCUACAAGGAUCUCAAGAAGCAGUUGCGUCUGAUCUACCCCAAAGAUGGCGAGACUAGUUGUACUACUAGUAGCGUCGUUAAACGCCGCAAAUUGACCGACGACGGCGGAGCGGAGGAGGAGGAGGUUGUGACGAAGGAGGUGAUCGAUUUUGUGAGGCUGUUGGAGGAUGAGAUUGACAAGUUCAAUGGUUUCUUCGUUGAUAAAGAGGAAGAGUACAUCAUCAGAUUAAAGGUUUUGCAAGAUAGGGUAGCAGAGGUUCAGGAUUCAAAUGAAGAGUUGAUGACUGUAGGGAGGGAGAUUGUAGAUUUUCAUGGAGAGAUGGUUCUAUUGUUUAAUUACAGUGCCCUUAACUAUACAGGACUGGUGAAGAUACUGAAGAAAUAUGACAAGCGAAGUGGUGCCCUAAUUCGAUUGCCUUUCAUCCAAAAGGUUUUGCAUGAACCAUGCUUCACAACUGACAUUCUUAACAAGCUUGUGAAGGAGUGUGAGAGAAUGCUUGAUCCAUUUUUCUCAAUGAAUGAGCAAUUGGCUGCAUCAUAUCAAGCCGCUAAAGGGAAAGAAGAGCUCAACACCCCGACUAUUCCCACAAGUGAAGGCAGGCUCGAGGAAGUUCCUGAAGAACUUGCAGAAAUUAAAAACAUACAGAGUAUGUACAUGACGCAAACCUUAAAAGCGUUGGAGGUCUUGAAUAAGAUUCGAAGUGAAAGUUCAACAGUAAGCAUGUUUUCAUUGCCUCCACUGAAAAUUAAUGAGUCAGAUGCAGCAUGGAAAAAAAGUGUUGUUAUAGAGCAAGCAGCUAAGUAAUUUGGGGGAGUCUCAUUCAGUGGUGUAUUAGAUCCCCAUGUUCAAACCAAGACUCUGUGGACCUCUGUAUAACUUCUUUUGUAGAUUUUUUAUUAAUUUUUUUUUUUUUUUCUUUCUGAAAGCUUUUCAAUAGAAGCUGCUGCUUUCUAUAUGACUACAAUGUUACUCCUUUGUGCUCCCUUUUUUGGCGGUCAAGCUUCACUUGGUCUGGUUUGGUUUGUUUUGUGACAAAUAAUAUUUUGAAUGAUUUUUGGGUUGACUGUGAAAUUAAUGUUAAAUUAUGACAAAGUCCAGGGGGUGUUGUUA